CGCCUCUCCGCCCUGACCUCCGCCGCCCGGACUCACACCCUCACCCCGCUACCAGCGCUGCUGCUGCCCGCCAACCACCACCACCACCACAGAUCAUGGCUGUAAAUCUGGGAGUUUGUGUGGAGCGGAGCUCUGAGCGUUAGUUUAGUUUUAGUACCGUGGCGCUGCCGCUCCGCCGCCUCUCCGCCCUGACCUCCGCCGCCCGGACUCACACCCUCACCCCGCUACCAGCGCUGCUGCUGCCCGCCAACCACCACCACCACCACAGGUACCACUACCAUAGCAACACCACAGGUCAGGGAAAGGCUGUAAGGAAAUGGCGGAGGGAGGGAUCGUAGAGGGUACGGAGAGGCUGAUGGCGGAAGGUGAGAGCUCCUGCAGUCCAGGUGAUUCCUCCACCUGUGUGGAGAGGAAGCGCGAGAGCAGCUCCUCACGUAAAAGCUUCCAUUUAAACUACAGACACGAGGAAGAGGUGACCCACUCGAGCCGGGACUCCAGCGGGAGGUUUAUUAACCCCUGGCCCACGUGGCAGUUCCCGUCCUACACCACCGUCCUGCGGCUCUUCCUCACCGAGAAGAACCACAGCAACGUUCCCAGCUCCAAACAGGCUCUGGAUAAGGAGCUGCCGGUUCUGGAGCCGUACUUCGUACAGAACCCGGAGCAGUGUGGGCGCGUGAGCUCGUCUCUGAGGGUGACGUGGCUGGGUCACGCCACCGUUCUGCUGGAGAUGGACGGACUCGUGGUGCUUACCGACCCGAUCUUCAGCCAGAGAGCCUCCCCCGUGCCCUUCCUCGGCCCCAAGCGGUACCGGGGCCCGGCGUGCACCGUGGCGCAGCUCCCCCGCGUGGACGCCGUGCUCAUCAGUCACACGCACUACGAUCACCUGGACGUGGACUCAGUGACGGCGCUGAACUCGCGGUUCGGUGCAGAACUCCGCUGGUUCGUUCCUCUCGGGCUGCUGGACUGGAUGAGGAAGAACGGUUGUGAGAACGUGAUCGAGCUGGACUGGUGGGAGGAGAACUGCGUCCCCGGACACGACGACAUCACCUUCGUGUGCACGCCGGCGCAGCACUGGUGCAAGCGCACGCCUACAGACGACAACCGGGCGCUGUGGGGCAGCUGGAGCGUGCUGGGACCCAGCCAUCGAUUCUUCUUCGCAGGAGAUACGGGGUAUUGUCCUGUGUUCCAGGAGAUCGGGAAACGCUUCGGCCCCUUUGACCUGGCAGCCAUCCCUAUUGGAGCGUACCUGCCCAGAGGUAUUAUGAAGUCUCAGCAUGUGGACCCAGAGGAGGCGGUUCAGAUCCACAUUGAUGUUCAGGCUAAAAACUCAGUGGCGAUUCACUGGGGGACGUUUGCUCUGGCGUAUGAGUAUUAUCUAGAACCUCCAGUAAGGGUGCGGGAAGCCAUGGUGGCUCAUGGACUGAACCCAGAUCAGUUCUUCACCCUCAACCACGGAGAGUCUCGACUGCUCACCCAGGAUGAAGUCUUCCACUGAUAAAACAAAUACGCUUGUUUCCAAAGAAAUACAGUCACUGUGUUCUGGAUCUGUAAAAUAGGUGUGAAAUGGAUUUAAACCACUUUUAUCUUUGCUAAAAAGAGAGAGCACUUGCUUUUCUGCUGGUGUUUUUCACUGGAUCUGUGAUUCUCUGGUAGAUUCCAGUGGUAGUCCAAAUUCAACGUUCCUUUCAAUCAACAAAUGUGCUGUUUUUUUAAGCUUUUAAAUGAUAAAUAUUUAAACACGUGUCUGGAUUGAUGGUGUCAGUAGUACUAAAAAUAUAUCUCGCAGGUUCUGUGUUCAGCUGACACUGAUAAGUGAUUAUAGGGGCAGUAAGGUAAUGAUUGUUAUUACAGAACAGCUAGAAUCUGUUAAAGUGCCUCUAAAAAAAGCCUGUUGGCUAAAUCUGAACUGAGCUCCAAUGUUUUUUUUUUUUUUUUUUUUACCUUAGAAUGUAAUGCUGUGCACCUAAAAAAAUAAAAAAUCAAGGUUUAAUGGGAAUAAAUCAGUCAAAUAAUAUCACAAAAAAAAUAAAAAUGUUACAGUCCUGACAAAGCACUUAAAAUGGGCGCAAAUUGGUCAAAUAAGAAUUUAGUACAGUGGUCCUAAAGCACUUAAAUUGUAUGUAAUUGAAUUGGAAAGUAGUGUAGUGGGUAUAAAUUAGUCAAAUAUGAAUGUAGUACAGUGGUCCCAGGUCACAAAAAAAUUAUUACAGUGCUCCUAAAUCACUUUUAAUGGGCCUAAAUUGGUCAAAUAAGAAUUUACUACAAAUUAAAUCAAUUAAUUAAAAUUUAAAUGUAGUAAAGUGGGCAUAAAUCAGUCAAAUAUGAAUGUAGUAUGGUGUUCAUAGACUUGUGGUACACAAAAUUUAGAAUAUAAAGCACUUAAAAAUGCAAUAUAUUAAACUAGGCAUAAAUACAUGACUAAAAUGUAUGUAAACUAUACAUACAUCUAAACUAUACAUGCAUAAAGCACUGAAAUUAGAAUUCUAGUACAGUGGGCCUAAAGCAUUAAUAUGGAAAUCUAGUAUAGUGGCUACAAAUAGCAAAUACAGAGUAAUACAGUAUAUAAUACUGUGGGCCUCACUGAAUAAAGUGGGAGUUUAGUAAAGUGAAUUUAAAACAUAUAAAAUAAAGCUGCACCUUGUACAAUUUACAUAAAUGGCAAAUAAUUAAAAAAUUAAGACUUAAGGAAUAAAAUGGAAGUAUAGCAUAAUAGCCAUGAAUCAUUCAAAUAAAACUGUAGUACAGAGGGUAUAUUGGCAAAUAUAUAAUAUAUAAUACAGUGGGACUUAAGGACAAAAAUGGCUAAAAUGGGAAUAUAGUACAAUAGGCCUAAUGGUUAAAUUGAAUGUAAUUCACAGCAUCCCUAAAGAACUAAAAAGGGAAUGUAAUAGAGUGGGCCUUAAGGACUUAAUUUGGAUUUAAAUAAAAUGAUAAUAUAUUACAGGAGGCCUAAAGGACUAAAAUGGGAAUAUAAUACAAAGGACUCUAAAGGACUAAAGUAGGUCUAAAUUAUGUAACUUGAAUUUUAGGACAGCAUCCCUAAAGUAUAACAAUGGGAAUGUAGUACAGUGGGCCUAAUAGCAAAAAAAAAGAAAUAAAAAUAAAAUAAAAUAGUGAGACUAAAGGACUUAACUUGGAUUGAAUGACCGUGCUCAAAGCACCCACAUUUUCAGAAUGAAAAUAAGUUAUUUUACUGCAGAAAAAAAGAGCUUUGUAUCACCUACACCUGUAGCCUUUAUACGGAACAAGGCAUUUUAAAAGGUUAAAGAGGCUAAAAUUGUAAAAAAUGUUGGGAAUUUAGUGCAGUGGGCCUAAUAGCAAAAAAAGAAAAUAAAAGAAAACUGUGGGUCUAAAUGACUAAAAUCUGUAGUCAGUCCAGCAGGGGUAAAGCACUGUAAUGGGAAUAAUCAGGGUAAGAAUGUAGAUCUGUAUCUGAAUCAUUACAGCAGUACAGGGAUAUACUGUAUAAUAUCAUUUUGUGAAAGAACUCGGGUUUACAUUUUCUACAUUAGAACCAAAACACCAAAAAAACAAAAAAAACAAACAAAUGCCAAAAUAGGUGAACAGAUGGAGCCAGUUUACAGACACAGAUAUUCAAAUAAAAAGAAUUUUCCAUAAUUGUUCCAAAGAGCAGCACUAAAGUCACUGAGGGGUCUGAUGGUGUGAUCUUUGCACUGAUUGUUUUAGCUAUCUAGGCCUGUCACAAUAACAAUAUUUGUCGAACAGUAUGUUAUCCCAGAAAUUAUUGUGUUAAAUAAUAUUAUUGCCAUUUUUACACAGUUAAAUGCCACUAAUAUAAUGAUAACCUAGUAUCACAACAAACAAAUAAUACCCUUUUAAAGACAAUGAUUUUUUAAAUUUGAUAAAAACAAUAACACGAUUACUAAAAUGUACAAUAUAUUGUACGAUAAGUCGAUAAUAUAAUUAUUGUGACAGGCCUAUUGCUAUCAGAUUUAUUUACAGUUAAGCUCUGCAGUAUAUCUGGGUGCUGGGUUUUUAGUAACCUGCCUUUGUUCAGUUCAUUUUGCAGUAGCUGGAAUUAUUUAUUUUAAACCUAUUUAAUCAACUAUUUAAUGAAUGUAACUAAUGCUGAAUGAUUUAGUUUUACAUUUUUGUUGAAAAAUAUAUAUAAAUAACACCAAAUCUUCCACAGUAAACUGUAUUGUCUCUGCAGCUUGCUUUAUUAUUGUUAAAAGCAUGAAUGUAAAUUGCCAAAAUAAAACAUAACCAUCAUACCUCUCCAUGGUAUACUGACGAGA
Messenger RNA from Astyanax mexicanus (Mexican tetra), 4259 nucleotides. RefSeq names its product N-acyl phosphatidylethanolamine phospholipase D (gene napepld). The transcript has 6 exons. Gene Ontology annotation, biological process: N-acylethanolamine metabolic process; N-acylphosphatidylethanolamine metabolic process. The record is from RefSeq and is a predicted model, not a curated record. The coding region runs from base 317 to 1495 and encodes 392 amino acids. Gene Ontology annotation, cellular component: membrane-bounded organelle; cytoplasm. Gene Ontology annotation, molecular function: zinc ion binding; N-acylphosphatidylethanolamine-specific phospholipase D activity. NCBI's taxonomy places the organism in Eukaryota, Metazoa, Chordata, Actinopteri, Characiformes, Acestrorhamphidae.